CAAAUGGACCAAUAAUUAUGCACGAUUAGAAACGAAAUGCACGAAAGAUGAUAUAGAAGUACUUUUAAUUGAUUAGAUUAUUGCUUUGGCUCCAAUUGUAUUGUAAAAAAGAUAGCGAUAGAAAAAGCUGAUUUUGGAUUCGAGAACAAAAAAUGAGGCUGAAUUGUAUCGCUGUGAUAUGUGUGCAAGUGGCUAUUUUCUGCAUGUCGGUGGCCUUGUACAUGUACACACAAUCAACUUACCGAUCCAAACAACCGACUUCGACUAAUGGUAGCAUCGGCCACGUGUCGAGCGGUUCAAACCUCGCACCUUCUGUUGGAUUAGAUACAACCGCUGUUGAACGCACUCUCGUUCUCUACGCGUACCAUGAAGCCAGAGACAGAAAAGUCAACUUACAAUUCUUCCUUGAUUUUGCGAUAAAGAAAGACAAGAACAACUCGAAUAUUGAUUACGCCAUCAUAGUGAAUGGGUUCAAUUGCUCGGCUGAUAUUCCAGCAAUGAGUAACGUACACGUGAUCAGAAGGGAAAACACUGGGUUUGAUUCGUGUGCGUGGAAACAUGGUUUACGUACGAUGAAGAGUAAAAAGGGGGAAAAAUGGUACAAAUAUGUAUUUUUCAUGAACACAUCAGUACGUGGGCCUUUCCUACCUGUAUACGCAGUAGACCAACACUGGACUUCAAUAUUCACCAAAUACUUUUCAGAUGAUGUCAAAUUAGUUGGAACAACUGUUUGGUGCCCACAUCAUACUCAACCAACCUUCAAGCUACAUCUACAAUCCAUGUUUUUGGUGACUGACCUAACUGGACUUAAAAUCCUUGAGCCCAUGCUUCAAUGUGACCACGAGAACAAACAGUCUGCAAUUGAUAAUUUUGAAGUCAAACUGACGUAUGCGUUUAUCGAAAAGGGGUAUAACGUCGCAUCUAUGUUAAAACGCUGGGAAGGCCAUGAUUUCAGAGACAAGGAAAAAACACACAAAAAGUGCCAACAUGACGUCAGAGGAAAGCAUAAAGUUGGAUUUCCAUUGCCGGGUCCCCGACCAGCAACAAGGCCAUGUGAAAAGAAAGAAGAUUGUAAAGCUGGCAAGGAGUGUGUAAGGGACGAUCGGCCGUUGGAUGGAACGGAUCCUUCUCUACCGAUUAAGGGGUGGUGUGUAGAGAAAAUGAAAAUCGAGAAGCUUGUAAAACAUGGAAAAGAUACAGCUGGUCGGUCAAACUUACAAAUAUCUAAAUCAGAAGAUGUGGACGUGAGAAGCAUAAAAAAUCCGCAGAAAGGACACUUGACCUCACAUGAGAUAAUUCCGUAUAUAAAAAGUCAAAUCACAAGUACAGUUGAUACAAAAUUACCAGGCAAACCUACAAAAGAUGCGAAACGUCCAAACAAGAAUACGAUGGAUGUUCACUUGCCAGCAAUAUAUACAAGAUAUCCCCAUCGUACUAACAACUACACUAAUAAUAGAAUGCGCCCAAACAAAAAUGAAUUAGACAUAACUUUGCCAAAGAAAUAUGAAAUCGUUAAACUGUCAAACAAGAAAGGUAUAAAAAGUCCGAAAAAAGCAAUGUUCGACAUAAAAUUACCAAAGAAAUAUGCUUUAAUUAAACGUCCUAACAAAUAUGAAAGAUGCAGAAACAAAUGUAAGAAAGACAAAACACGUUCAAGGGAACAGUCAAAAGUUAGAAAGUGCGCGAAGAAAUUUCCAACAGGUAAGAAAUAUUCAAAGGAUAGAAAACGUCCAAAAAAAUAUAAAAAAGAUAUGAAACGUACAAAGAAAUAUACAAAAUAUAGAAAACGUCCAAAGAAAUAUACAAAAGAUGAAAAACGUCCAAAGAAAUAUACAACGGAUAGAAAACGUCCAAAGAAAUAUACAAAAGAUAGAAAACGUCCAAAGAAAUAUACGAAAGAUAGAAAACGUCCAAAGAAAUAUACAAAGGAUAGAAAACGUCCAAAGAAAUAUACGAAAGAUAUGAAACGUACAAAGAAAUAUACAAAAGAUAGAAAACGUCCAAAGAAAUAUGUAACGGAUAGAAAACGUCCAAAGAAAUAUACAAAAGAUAGAAAACGUCCAAAAAAAUAUACGAUAGAUAGAAAACGUCCAAAGAAAUAUACAAAGGAUAGAAAACGUCCAAAGAAAAAUACGAAAGAUAGAAAAUGUCCAAAAAAAUAUAAAAAGGAUAGAAAACGUCCAAAGAAAUAUACGAAAGAUAGAAAACGUCCAAAGAAAUAUACAAAGGAUAUAAAACGUCCAAAGAAAUAUACGAAAGAUAUGAUACGUCCAAAGAAAUAUACGAAAGAUAGAAAACGUCCAAAGAAAUAUACAAAAGAUAGAAAACGUCCAAAGAAAUAUACGAAAGAUAGAAAACGUCCAAAGAAAUAUACGAAAGAUAGAAAACGUCCAAAGAAAUAUACAAAGGAUAGAAAACGUCCAAAGAAAUAUAGAAAAGAUAGACAACGUCCAAAGAAAUAUACAAUUGCGAAAGAUAGAAAACGUCCAAAGAAAUAUACAAAAGAUAGGAAACGUCUGAACAAAUAUACAAAAGAUAGAAAACGUCUGAAGAAAUAUACAAAAGAUAUAAAACGUCCAAAGAAAUAUACAAAAGAUAGGACACGUCCAAAGAAAUAUACAAAAGAUAGAAAACGUCUGAAGAAAUAUAUAAAAGAUAGAAAACGCCCAAAGAAAUAUGCAAAGGAUAGAAAACGUCCAAAGAAGUUUAAAAAAGACAAAAAACAUUCAAAGAAAUAUACUAAAGACCGAAAACCUCCCGGGAAAUACACAAAAGAGAGGAAACGUACAAAUAAAUAUACAAAAGAUGGGAAACGGAACAAGAGAGACAUGAAUAUGGUGGAUGCAAUACAUGGAACCUUUAUCGGACAAGAGUCGUACAUUUAA
Messenger RNA from Owenia fusiformis, 2885 nucleotides. The record is from the annotation of a GenBank genome assembly. Lineage: Eukaryota; Metazoa; Annelida; Polychaeta; Sabellida; Oweniidae.